AGGGCCGGCGGGGCGCGCGGGCCGGGAGCUGAGGGCAAGAGCGGGGCCGGGAGCUGAGGGCAGAGCGGGGCCGGGAGCUGAGGGCAGAGCGGGGCCGGGCAGGGGCGCUGCCUCCCGGGAGGGCGCCUGGAGCGGAUCCCGGCCCGUGCUCGCCACCGGAGCCGCCUUCCCACCGGCCGUGCUGGGGGGCGGCUGGUGGCGGGGCCACGGGACGGGGAGGGCGGUGUGAAAUCGCACGGCUGUAGGCAGGAGCGAGCUGGGGGACCGAGGGAGAGAGACCUGCCCGGCUUUCCCUCGCUUAUUCUGCUGGGUUUGCAAGAAGGUCUGAGAAGGGGCUCUGAAAGGUGUUUUUAUGUAAAAAGCAAGAAACUCACAGUAGAAAAACAGGCAACGCACAAUGUCCUUUCAGCUCUCCUUCAUCCCCACCUUUUAAAAUGAAAGUUAAAAGCAAAUCCUGUAUGGAUAAAGGAAAGCUACUGAGCUUCAGAUUUGUUUAUUAAGAAAGGCAGUUUCUUCUGCCUUUACAGCCUCGAUCUUGGCUUUUCUUCCGUUUCUCCUAAGUGUAAUGCUGGCAGGGAGGAUUCCCUGCGAGGUUUAGCACUGGAUGCUUUUUUCUGUCUCCUCAGUUGUUCUGAUACACUGAUGUGGGGCUUUUGUGGAUAAGCUGCAAUACAUAAUAUACAUUGGUAUAUAUGUACUGGCUAAAUAGGUGACCUUUCUAUUCUGAGUCAUUAAGUUAUAUUUGUUAGGGUAUCUUUAUCCCCAGAUCGUUUAUGCCUCCCGUUCAGUAUUGGCCACUUGCCUUCUUCCCUCUCCCCCAUUACAUCAUUUAUAACCUCACGUAUAUAGCCGGAGUUUGGGAAAAAAAGUUUCUAUUGUUGUGAGAACCUCUAUAAUAUGCCUUAGUGAGAAAAACUCACAGUUCUUGGCUGUGCAGAACAUGCAGUCGUGUGCAUGACUUAAGUGCUGUGCCGAUAUAUAAAGGGUCCUGUAGCUUAAAACCACGUCUCACAGCUGUAAAAGCCUGUUGUGGAGUCCUGUACUUUCUAAUUUAUAAUCAGAUUGUGAGCUUCCAUGAACUAGCUACUAGGUGUGAGAAUUGUGCCUGCUGUGGGCAUUAUGCUCUUACUUCUGUAUGAAAAUGACAACUACUAGGAGAUAAUAUUCUUAAGCAAGCUGAAUCAACAAAUCAAAUAGAAAAAAUAUUUAAAAUGUUUAUUAAUACACCAAAAACUUGAUAAAAUAUCAGCAAUCAAAGCGGUAGGUUUUUAUAUGCAACAUAGUAGCAUUGUAAAUGAAAAGGGCAUUGGUGAGGAUAUGUAAGAUUUGAAGUACACAUGUAAGCUUUGUUGAAGAUCUGGGAUACAAGCAGUAUAACAUUUCCUUUUUUGUUUUUAAGGCAUUCUAUAAUACUACUUAGAAGAGCACGUGGAAUACAUUAUUAAAAGAAGCAGUAGAGCAGCUUGACUUAUUACAGAACCAUGGUUCGACUAACAGUGGACCUAAUUGCUAAAUAUGCCAGUCGCAAGAACCGUACUCAAGAGGACUUUGGAAAAUACGUGCAAAAAGUUACUCAUCUGAAUUUUUCAGCUCAAAAUAUAGAUUCAAUUGAUGACCUCCCUUUCUGUAAAAAUCUGGAAUUUCUAUAUUUAUUUGAUAACCAAAUCAGCCAAAUCCAGAACUUGGACUUUGCUUCAAAUGUAAGGCACCUUUAUCUUCAGAACAAUCGUAUUUCAAGUAUAGAAAAUCUCUCAUCACUGAAAAAACUUGAAAAACUGUAUUUAGGAAGCAACUAUAUCACUAUAGUAGAGGGUUUGGAUAAAGUAGAACUAAGGGAGCUACAUAUCGAAAAUCAGCAUCUCCCUGUUGGCAAAAAGCUUGUGUUUGAUCCAGUGUCUCUUAAUGCCCUGGCAAAAUCUUUGUCUGUAUUGAAUAUCAGCAAUAACAACAUUGAUGAAUUAGAAGAACUGGCAGUUUUGGAAAAUCUUUCUGAUCUUAAAGCAUUCGACAAUCAACUUAAACAUAUGAAGGAUUUGGAGGUUGUAUUGAAAAAAUGGACAAAGCUACGCAGAAUAGAUCUUACAGGAAACCCCAUCUGCAAAAACCCAAAGUACAAGGACAGGAUUAUAGUGCAGUCACUGACUUUAGAAUACCUCGAUGGGAAAGAAAUUAAAGAAAUGGAAAGACGUUUUUUAUUAAAUUGGAAAGCCUCUAGAGCUGCCAGGAUAAAAAACAAUGAAAGAAUGGCAGAUGAACAUGCAGCCUGUGUACAAUUUUCUGACUCUGAAACACCUUCUCUCACUCUUCCUUUCCACCACAGUGACUCUGUGAGAGAACAAGCAGAUUAUUUAGAUUUGGCUCACAAGCAGAAAUUUGAAAGAAAACCUCUGCCAAGAAUCCGUGAAAGAAGUCAGAUGAAAACUCAGGUUGAGGAGAAAUCUGAAGUAACGUCAGAAGUAGUUUGAAUUCUAAAAGCCAGAAGCUACAGGAUGUGAAGAUCUGGCCGUUAUUGAUGUUCUUUUUCUUCCUCAAAGCUUACAAAGAAAGAUACUGGUUUCUCUUUGGAUAUGUUAUCUGUGUCUUUUCAAUCUCAAAACCAGACAAAACUAAGUCCAUUGAACUUAGCACUUCUAAGAACAUUCAGAAAAAUAAGGGGACUUUCUAUUUAUUUGCAAGCAAUGCUUUGUCUCAAAAGCAUGUUAAAACAUCAGCACAUGCUAGGCUAAACUGUUUGCCCAGUACUUGAACUGGUUUUAGCCAGUGCCUGACCUAGUAGCUGCUUCUUUCCCUGUGUGAUACUCAGCAAUUGUGCAGAGGCGUGCUCACAGUAGGGUCACGGAGUCAUUAAGGUUGAAAAAGACCUCUAAGAUCAUGCAGUCCAACUGUAAACCUGACACUGCCAGAUUCACCACUAAACGAUGUGCCCAAACACUACAUCUACACAUUUUUUAACACUUUCCAGGAUGGUGAUUCCAUCAUUUCCCUGGACAGCCUAUUCCAAUACUUGACCAACCUUCCAACAAAGGAUUUUUUCUCAACACCCAGUCUAAACUUUCCCUGGUGCAACUUUAGCCCAUUUCCUCUUGUCCUGUCACUUGUUACUUCAGAGAAAAAAACAGCCCCCAGCAGUCUACAACCUCCUUUCAAGCAGAAAGAAGCUAUUAGCUCAUGAUUUUUGAGAAGAUCUGUAGUCCUGAAAGAUAAUUUCCAUCACUUGGAUAUUUCCAAGUUCUGGUGAAUAAUGUGGUACAGUUAGCAAAGAAGGCACAAGAAGAUUAAUGAUGUCUGUGCUGAUUAAUUUUUUGAUUGGGAGUUUCAUUCAUUAAUGUAACUUCAAAUUCUAUUGGUUUGGUUGCUUUGCACUAGUUUUAGUAAUUAAAUAGAUGCUUGAGACUUCUGAUAUAGGAAAAUUCCUAUCCUACAGGUAAGGAAAGGAAAGCCCAGAUUACAAAUUGCCCCUGGGAAAAAAACUUUCCUAAUGCAGUUUCUCUGUGUGAAUGGCAGGUCAGCAUCUUGUGCAUGCGGCCCUCUCUGAAAUAAGAAAGGAAUUUUUCCUGAAUAAGGAAAUCAGGAUCUGUCUUUUUGCAUGCAAUGUUUUGUGUAUUUUGUUAACAUUUAUAAAGAUAAUUUGGUAUAGAUGAUUAAAAUACAUUUAACUCCUGCAUGUAUUCUCCCCUUGAAUAACAAGAUCUUCAUCUUCAUUAUAAAACCCAAAAUUUCCCAAGCUAAGGCAGUAAAUGAGGGGUACUGUAACGCUGAGAUGCCAAUGCUUCUGUUAAAGUGUCGUGGUUUAAGCCCAGCCAGCAGCCAAGCCCC
Messenger RNA from Prinia subflava (tawny-flanked prinia), 3816 nucleotides. RefSeq names its product protein phosphatase 1 regulatory subunit 42 (gene PPP1R42). The coding region runs from base 1482 to 2465 and encodes 327 amino acids. The record is from RefSeq and is a predicted model, not a curated record. Gene Ontology annotation, molecular function: protein binding. The transcript has 8 exons. NCBI's taxonomy places the organism in Eukaryota, Metazoa, Chordata, Aves, Passeriformes, Cisticolidae.